Molecule: messenger RNA, 5957 nt
Organism: Nothobranchius furzeri (turquoise killifish)
Lineage: Eukaryota; Metazoa; Chordata; Actinopteri; Cyprinodontiformes; Nothobranchiidae
Product: DDB1- and CUL4-associated factor 1
Biological process (GO): protein ubiquitination
Cellular component (GO): nucleus; Cul4-RING E3 ubiquitin ligase complex
Molecular function (GO): histone H2AT120 kinase activity; nuclear estrogen receptor binding
Source: RefSeq, a predicted model, not a curated record
UAACCGCGGACUGUCGCUGGUGAAUUGACGAGUAGAACGUGUUCGCCAUAAUGAUAAUAAACCGUGAACACAAAGCUACAAGAAGGCCCAUUAAAUGGUUCCUGUGAAACGGUAAUAGAUGCGCUGAUAUUUACCAAACGUCAUUCAAGUCAGGACUCGUCUGGCUGGACUGAAAUCUCAGUUUAUCUGAGAAAAGGAAGCAAGACCUAAGAGGAAAACGAGCCCGUGCCAUGGCAUCAGCAUCUGCCACUGUAGACUCAAAGGCAGAGCUGACUUCUCUGCUGGAACAAUGGGAGAAAGAGCAGCAAAGCAACACACAGGAGCUGGUCAACAUCCUCACAAAAAUCUCAGAGUUGGUUGAAAAGGAGACCGAGGAGUACCACAAAGCAGACCCUGACCCUUUUGAUGAUCGACAUCCUGGGAGAGCUGAUCCAGAGUGUGUGUUGGGGCAUCUCCUGAAGAUCUUGUUCAAAAAUGAUGACUUCAUGAACACAUUGGUGAACAGCUAUGUGAUGACCAGCAGAGAAUUCUCCUUAAACGCAGCAGCUUGUCGUUUGCUGCAGAACAUCAUGCCUGGAUUGGAGACGGCUGUGGUUUUUCAAGAAAAAGAGGGAAUAGUUGAAAGGCUGUUUAAGUGGGCGCAGGAGGCUGAGCAGCCUCUGAGAAUCUAUGCCACCGGCUUGUUGGCAGGCGCCAUGGAGAACCAGGACAUUGCUGCGAACUACAGAGAAGAAAACUCAGUUCUGGUGCCUUUGAUGCUGCAUCGGUUGCGUGAGCUUCAGGAUAAAGACGCCGAGAACAAAAGGGAGACCAAACGACCGAGCCCCAGAAAGACUCCUAGUGAGCCUCUGUUACCUUUAGAUGAAGAGACUAUUGAUGGAGGCUUUGAAGAGAAACCCUUCACACCGAGCAGACUUGGGACUGAAAAAGAAGCAACGAGUCAGCAGGACGAUGCUGAAAUUCCCUUCUCCUCCAUUGAGCCUGAGAACGAGCUCUCGUUCCGUUUCAGCUCGCCUGACAAGACGAGCAGUCGUGCCAACUCGGGUGUUAAAACCAUGAUGAAGCCCAUGUCUGCCCCAGGGUCGCUUACCCAUCCGGGCCUGUCUGAUGGUAGCAGCUACCUGAGGAGGAGGGUAGAGAGGGAUAUUGCCAGGAUUUCAAAACAGAAGCUGAAUUUUUCUUUGCCUGAACCAGAGAGGACCUUUAGUGAGCUUUCCAACAGCAGCUGGUCAGAGAUGAGCCCCUGGGUGAUCGGCAACAACUAUCAUCUGUACCCUUUGACCCCAGAGAUAGAGCAGAGACUCAUUCUGCAGUAUCUCACCCCACUGGGGGAGUAUCAGGAGCUACUUGCUGUGUUUAUGCAAAUGGGAGCUCGUGAGCUACUCAUGCACUAUAUGGAUCUAAAGCGGACCAAUGAUGUACAGCUGACGUUUGAGGCUCUUAAGUAUUUGGCUUCACUGCUUUUGCACAAGAAGUUUGCUGCAGAGUUUGUUGCUCAUGGAGGAGUUCAGAAGCUGCUGGAAAUCCCAAGGCCUUCAAUGGCGGCUACUGGAGUGUCACUGUGCCUCUAUUACCUUGCCUAUAACCAGGACGCCAUGGAAAGGGUGUGUAUGUUGCCCCACUCUGUGCUGUCAGACGUGGUUGGUUACACACUGUGGUUGCUGGAGUGCUCACACGCGUCGGGCUGCUGCCAUGCCACCAUGUUCUUCUCCAUCUCGUUUUCCUUUCGGGUCAUUCUGGAGCUUUUCGACAAGCAGGACGGUCUCCGGCGGCUCGUCAAUCUGAUCAGCACACUGGAGAUCCUGAAUCCUGAGGACCAGGGAGCACUGCUGAGUGAUGAUGAGAUUUUCUCCAGCAGGCAGAGAGCCAAGCACACCUGCAUGGCUCUGCGUAGAUAUUUUGAGGCCCAUCUGGCAAUCAAGGUGGAGCAGGUGAAGCAGUCACUGCAGCGCACAGAGGGGGGUGCUCCCAUUCACUCACAGCCAUACUACAAGGCUGUCAGCUUUAGUCGUGAGCAGGUGGUGGAGAUGAUGGAGUUUCUGAUAGCGUACGGUCUGAGGCUUUAUUGGGAACCAGCAGAGCUUUUCCACAAGUUGUCUUGUGUCCAGCUGCUCCUGCAGCUCAUCUCUAUUGCCUGUGACUGGAGAACCUACUAUGGCAGGGGCGACACGGUCCGUUACGCCCUUGACAUACUGAGUAUCCUGACGGUCGUUCCAAAGACACAAUUGUUGUUGUCUGAACCGGUCGCUGUGCUCGACGAGGGAGGAUCCACUGUCUCCACUGUUGGGAUGAGCAUAGUGCUGGCUGUGGCAGAGGGAGAGGUGUUUGUGAAUGAUGCUGAGAUUCAGAAGUCAGCUCUGCAGGUUGUUAUUAACUGCGUUUGCGCGCCAGACAAGCGCAUGUCCAGCAUUGGCAAGUUUACUGCAGGGACCCCCCGCCGGCGCCUGCCACAGCAAACCAAAGCCAACGAGAGUGUGCUCACCAAGAUGUGGAACGUAGUGCAGUCGAACAACGGCAUCAAGGUGCUGCUCUCCCUGCUGACUGUGAAGAUGCCCAUUACAGAUGCAGAUCAGAUCCGGGCUCUUGCCUGUAAAGCUCUGGUGGGUCUGUCUCGCUCCAGCUCUGUCAGACAAAUCAUCAGCAAGCUGCCGUUGUUCAGCAGCGGACACAUCCAGCAGCUCAUGAAGGAGCCUGUGCUCCAGGACAAACGCAGCGAGCAUGUCAAGUUCUGUAAGUUUGCUGCCGAGCUGAUGGAAAGGAUCUCUGGGAAGCCGUUGCUGAUUGGUACAGACGUGUCUCUGGCGUGGCUGCAACGGGCCAGUGUGGUUGCUCAGUCAAAGAUCACCUUCCCUGAGAAGGAGCUGCUGCUGCUCAUUAGGAACCACCUUGUGGCCAAAGGCCUGCAUGACACGGCAGUAACUCUCACCAAAGAGGCCGAUCUCCCCAUGGCGUGCCUGUCCCAUUCUUCACAUUUACCUACAGCCUUCCCUUCUGUUGCUCCGCCCCCUUCCGCUUCUUCUGUUGCCACACUUCCUCGCACUCCACGGCUGGCCAGUGGUGUAGCAUCAAGACUUGGUAGUCAUCCCUCUCACUCAUCCACCUCAGGACUCGGCCAUCUGCAACCUCGCCCCUCCACGUCACAGCCAGCUGCUGCUGCUGCUACCAGCGCGACCCCAUCAACAUCUGUCCCCCAUUGUAACAGCGGCUCUCCAUUGAUCGGACGCAUCGUUUUCUCUCGUGAGCGACAAAUGGAGUGCAGUACAGCUCACUGCAAGAAGUCCCGCGUGCUCCGACAGAAGUCUGACCACGGGGCUUUCAGCCAGAGUCCAGCCAUGAAGAAGCAGUUUGACAGACAUUUGCCUUCCCCGCCUGCACUAGACAGCAUCAUCACAGAGUACCUAAGGGAGCAGCACGCUCGCUGUAAGAACCCAGUCGCAACCUGCCCCCCCUUCUCUCUCUUCACCCCUCAUCAAUGUCCCGAACCCAAACAGAGACGGCAGGCACCCAUCAAUUUUACAUCCCGGCAUUCACGAAGAGUCAUUUAUCCAAAAUAUGGUGGCGUGGAUGGGGGAUGCUUUGACAGACACUUAAUCUUCAGCAGGUUUCGUCCCAUCUCUGUGUUCAGGCAGCCCGAAGAGGACGAGAGCGGAUUCAUGUGUUGUGCCUUCUCGGCUCGCGAACGCUUCCUGAUGCUCGGAACGUGUACGGGGCAGCUGAAGCUCUACAAUGUGUUCACAGGCCAGGAGGAGGCCAGCUACAGCUGUCACACCUCAGCAAUCACUCACCUGGAGCCCUCGCGGGAUGGUUCCCUGCUUUUAACGUCAGCCUCCUGGAGUUACCCCCUGUCUGCUCUGUGGGGCAUGAAAUCCGUGUUCAUCAUGAAGCAUUCCUUUCUGGGUGACCAUUAUGUGGAGUUCAGUAAGCUUUCACAAGACCGCGUCAUUGGCACUAAGGAACACUUGGCACGGAUUUAUGAUAUCCAGACGGGUCAGGUUACUCUGACCCUCAACAACCCAGACCUGGCUAACAACUACAAGAGGAACUGUGCCACCUUCAACCCAACAGACGACCUGGUGCUGAACGACGGCGUGCUGUGGGACGUUCGCACGGCUCAGGCCAUCCACAAGUUCGACAAGUUCAACAUGAACAUCAGCGGGGUCUUUCACCCCAACGGCCUGGAGGUCAUCAUCAACACAGAAAUCUGGGAUCUUCGGACCUUCCACCUCCUCCACACGGUCCCCGCUCUGGACCAGUGCAGAAUAGUGUUCAACAACAGCGGCACCGUCAUCUACGGAGCAAUGCUGCAAGCUGAUGACGAAGACAACAUGAUGGAAAUGCAGAUGAAGAGUCCGUUUGGUUCAUCCUUUAGGACCUUCAAUGCCACCGAUUAUAAACCCAUCGCUACGAUCGAUGUCAAGAGGAAUAUUUUUGACCUUUGCACAGACACUAAAGACUGCUACCUGGCUGUCAUCGAGAACCAAGACUCGGCCAACACAGACACCGUGUGUCGGCUCUAUGAAGUUGGCCGACAGAGACUGGCAGAGGAAGAGGAGGAAGAUGAAGAGGAUCAGGAGGAUGACGAGCAGGAGGAAGAUGACGAUGAUGACGAUGAUUCUGAUGAUGACGUUGACACAGAUCCUCUUAUUGCUGAACUUGAAAACGAGAACGGCGGCGAGGAUGAAGAUGACGAAGAUGAAGACGAUGGUGUUGAAGAAUUCUCCCCCUCCGAUGAGGAAGUGGCUCGUCUCCUGGAAGAUGACGGGGACGCUGGGGAUGAUGACGACGAAGACGAUGAUGACGACAACGAUGAUGAUGAUUCUGAUAAUGAGGAUGUGGAUCUGGAAGGCGACAAUGACAGCUCGGACAACUCUGACCUUGAGGAUGACAUCAUCUUAUCCCUGAAUGAGUGAGGAGGUGGGGGGGGGGCAGGCUGCCAGCAUCUAGGACUCAGGAUUCAGACAACUGGUCACGACUCCUGCCUCACAGAUGUUAAAGCUGCAGAGGAACAGGAGCGACAAGGAAAGUAUGCUGAAGGAGCCUUGGAGUACUGCCAUUUUGAAACAGUAGGUGUCUGAACUUUUAGUGACAGUGAGUGAGUGUAAAAAUAAAAAGAUUGUAUGAGAUAUAAUUUUAUAAAAGAAAUGUGAGUUUGAGUGAGAUAAGUUGUGUGUAGAUAUGAUGAAAAAAACAUUUUCUUUUAGUUUUUCUCCUUAAAGAAUCGUUUCAUUUAAGAUUGACUUUCUUGAAAAGCCUCUGUCCAGUCAGAUUACCCUUUGUUAGAGAAAAGAUUUUCAUUCUGAGGAUUGUUAGUGUUGCUGAGAAAACAAGGCUCCUAAAUGCUAAAUAUUCCCCAAAAGGACUCAAGUGUUGGUCCAGCAGCUACGGUAAUGCACCAGCACAUUGCUGAUGGUUUGUCAGGUUUCUAAGCCCACCUUUUAGUUAUUCUUUUAACAUAAAUUGUUGACCAAAGCUCAGCUUGCAAAAGCACCAUUUCAACGUCAUGGUUACAUAAAAAUAACUCUUAUGGAAACGAACAAAAAAUGUGAGCCCACAGUCGCCCAGCUCACAUACAGCAGCCUCAACAGCCUCUUUGUUCCUCUUUUAAAGCUGUGCAUUUCAUCUCAGUCACUAGUUCGUUUAAAGACUGAUUUAAACUUUUCUUGUUACGUUUAAAAAAUCAAAAACAAAAGUCUGGUCAAAUUCAGGAAAGAAAGGUAAGUGUGCAUUUCCACUGAUGGGAAACCCAAGAUUGUUGUUGUGAAAACAAGAGCCUGCACACGCACACCUUUUGUGCAAUUAAAAUGUCAAGAAUAUUCCUGUUUUUGACUUUUGUCCAUGGAAUGGCUUUGUUCCUUUCCCAUUUAUAAAACAAUUUAUGUAGAAUUUUUGGAAAAAGUUUAUGUACAGGUUGUAUGUAUUGAAAGUAUUUUUACUAUAAAUAAAAGUUGGAAACUUUG